AUGCUUGCGAGACGCCUUAUUAUUCUUGCUUUCUUAAUAUUGGCCAUACAUUAUACUGUGGAAGAUAACUUUGAAUAUGAUGACACUUGGCAUCCUUUCAUUGACCUCGAUGAUCUGAAAACGCAACAUCGUUUCAUUGAACGUGCAGGACGUACACCACGGAGGGAAAAACCUAGCUAUAUACGAUUCGGCAAGAGAGAAUAUUUUGAUCAAAAAUAG
Molecule: messenger RNA, 219 nt
Organism: Thelazia callipaeda (thelaziosis nematode)
Lineage: Eukaryota; Metazoa; Nematoda; Chromadorea; Rhabditida; Thelaziidae
Source: the annotation of a GenBank genome assembly